Pterocles gutturalis (yellow-throated sandgrouse) is the source of this 1336-nucleotide messenger RNA. RefSeq names its product spinster homolog 2 (Drosophila) (gene SPNS2). NCBI's taxonomy places the organism in Eukaryota, Metazoa, Chordata, Aves, Pterocliformes, Pteroclidae. Gene Ontology annotation, cellular component: membrane. The annotation marks the transcript as partial. The record is from RefSeq and is a predicted model, not a curated record. Gene Ontology annotation, biological process: transmembrane transport; lipid transport; sphingosine-1-phosphate receptor signaling pathway. Gene Ontology annotation, molecular function: transmembrane transporter activity; sphingolipid intramembrane carrier activity. The transcript has 11 exons.
CACUGAGUCUCUUCUCUCUGUUCUCCUUGCAGGUGUGUUACUAGACAUCCAGCAGCACUUUGGAGUCAAAGACAGUGGGGCUGGCUUACUGCAGACAGUUUUCAUCUGUAGUUUCAUGGUUGCAGCACCUAUCUUUGGUUACCUUGGUGACCGUUUCAACAGAAAGAUCAUCCUCAGCUGUGGGAUCUUCUUUUGGUCAGCUGUCACUUUUUCAAGCUCCUUUAUCACCGAACAGUAUUUCUGGCUUCUCGUGCUCUCCCGAGGUUUGGUUGGCAUCGGCGAAGCGAGUUACUCCACCAUCGCACCGACCAUCAUAGGAGACCUUUUCACCAAAAACACCAGGACCCUCAUGCUGUCUGUUUUCUACUUCGCAAUUCCUCUGGGCAGUGGCUUGGGAUACAUCACCGGAUCAAGUGUGAAGCAGGUUGCUGGAGACUGGCACUGGGCGUUGCGGGUAUCUCCGCUCCUGGGAAUGAUAACAGGGACCCUCAUCUUGGUAUUUGUACCUGCUGCUAAGAGAGGAAAUGUCGAACAACUCGGGGGACAGCUGAAGGCUCGGACCUCCUGGUUGAGGGACAUGAAAGCACUGAUCAGAAACCGCAGCUACGUGUUCUCGUCGCUGGCCACCUCCGCUGUCUCCUUUGCCACAGGGGCGCUGGGCAUGUGGAUCCCUCUGUACCUGCACAGAGCACAGGUUGUGCAGAAGACAGCAGAGACCUGCAGCUCGCAGCCCUGCGGCACCAAAGAUAGCUUGAUCUUCGGAGCGAUCACAUGCUUCACCGGUUUCCUGGGUGUAAUCACAGGGGCUGGGGCAACCAAAUGGUGCCGGUUAAAAACCCAGCGAGCCGAUCCUCUUGUCUGUGCUGUUGGCAUGCUGGGAUCAGCCAUCUUCAUCUGUCUGAUCUUCGUCGCUGCCAAGAGCAGCAUUGUGGGAGCCUAUAUUUGCAUUUUUAUCGGAGAAACUCUUCUGUUUUCAAACUGGGCUAUCACAGCAGACAUACUGAUGUAUGUGGUCAUCCCGACACGCCGUGCAACCGCCGUGGCCUUGCAGAGCUUCACUUCGCACCUCCUGGGAGAUGCUGGCAGUCCUUAUCUGAUCGGAUUUAUCUCAGACCUGAUCCGACAAAGCACAAAGGAGUCCCCGGUCUGGGAGUUCCUCAGCCUGGGGUACGCUCUCAUGCUCUGCCCGUUUGUCGUUGUCCUAGGAGGGAUGUUUUUCCUGGCCACAGCUCUCUUCUUCCUAAGUGACCGAGCCAAAGCUGAGCAACAUAAAGAAACCGAUUCGGACCACCUCACGGUUGGCAACUACAGUAAUUCAGAAGACGCUUCCACAUGA